Messenger RNA from Oikopleura dioica, 630 nucleotides. NCBI's taxonomy places the organism in Eukaryota, Metazoa, Chordata, Appendicularia, Copelata, Oikopleuridae. The record is from the annotation of a GenBank genome assembly.
AUGUUGAAGAGAGUUUUUUCCGGAAGAAGUCGAAAAAAGCCAAUAGAAGAAAACAGUGGAGCUCUAAAUGGAAACACAAUAGCGCCAGAUGCGAUUAAUCGUCGAUCCAUAUCUCCAAGAAUUGCCAGAAACGAAUCGAUAAGAAGAGAUGUGAAGCCUGGAAUUCUCGUUGCAAUUUUCACCAACACCUUUGCCAAGGGACCAAAAGGGCGACAACUGUCCAUAAAAGGCCUCCGCAGGUCGAAAAGCCAGGGACCAGGGAUGCGAAAGAAAAGCGAUGAUGCGAGGAUGCUCAAAUCAACCAAAUCGUUCGACAAUUUGUCAGCGCUGAGAUUAGCCAAGACAGCUAGCGCGCUGAAGGAUGAAAAUACAGAUUUGGCAUUCGCACAGAAGAAAUUAAUCAAGGGCGAUGAUGACUCAGGUUCCGAUUCUUCCGCUGACGAUAGUCAAGAUGACCGCGAAGAAGCAAUUCUAGCAGACAUCAACGAUGACCUGGGACUAGAAGACAUUGAAGCAUGCGACAGUCCAUCAGAAGAAGACUCCGAAGGACGAUCAGAAACUGCGUCCCAGUUUUUCCAGGAAAUUGAACGCGAAAUCGAGGAACAAGAAACCACGGACAAUUAUUAUUAA